AUCUCCAAGAUGACUGUCACCUACUCCAGUAAAGUAGCAAAUGCUACCUUUUUUGGAUUUCAUAGAUUACUCCUCAAAUGGAGAGGCAGCAUCUAUAAACUGCUGUACAGAGAGUUCAUUGUUUUUGCAGUUCUUUACACAGCAAUAAGCUUGGUAUACAGAUUGUUACUUACAGGAGCCCAAAAACGUUACUUUGAAAAAUUAUCAAUUUACUGUGACAGAUAUGCUGAACAAAUUCCAGUAACCUUUGUGCUUGGGUUUUAUGUGACUUUGGUAGUGAACCGCUGGUGGAACCAGUUUGUGAAUCUGCCCUGGCCAGACAGGCUGAUGUUCCUCAUCUCCAGCAGUGUCCACGGCAGCGACCAGCAUGGGCGCCUACUCAGAAGGACACUGAUGCGCUAUGUCAACCUUACGUCCCUGCUCAUCUUCCGCUCAGUGAGCACAGCUGUUUACAAAAGAUUUCCCACAAUGGACCACGUAGUGGAAGCAGGUUUCAUGACAACGGAUGAAAGGAAAGUAUUUGACCACCUCAAAUCUCCUCAUCUAAAAUACUGGGUUCCAUUCAUGUGGUUUGGAAAUCUUGCUGCCAAAGCCCGGAACGAAGGCAGAAUCAGGGACAGUGUCGAUCUUCAGUCACUGAUGACUGAGAUGAAUCGGUAUCGCUCCUGGUGCAGCCUCCUCUUCGGUUAUGACUGGGUUGGAAUUCCACUGGUCUACACACAGGUCGUCACUCUUGCUGUCUACACCUUCUUCUUCGCAUGCCUGAUUGGACGCCAAUUUUUGGAUCCCACCAAGGGCUAUGCGGGCCACGACUUAGAUCUUUACAUUCCAAUUUUUACUCUCCUACAAUUCUUCUUCUAUGCAGGAUGGCUCAAGGUGGCAGAGCAGCUCAUCAACCCUUUCGGAGAAGAUGAUGAUGAUUUUGAAACUAACUGGUGCAUUGACAGAAAUCUGCAGGUCUCUCUGCUAGCCGUGGAUGAAAUGCACAUGAGCUUACCCAAGAUGAAGAAGGACAUUUACUGGGACGAUUCUGCUGCUCGCCCACCCUACACACUGGCAGCCGCUGACUACUGCAUACCCUCGUUUCUAGGGUCCACAAUCCAAAUGGAGCUGUCUGGGUCCCACUUUACCGGAGAGGACUGGCUAUGGGACCACGAAAAGCAUGGCCAUCGGCGAUCGGUGAUCAGACGGGUCAAGCGAUUCCUCAGCACCCACGAGCACCCGCCCAGCCCCCGGAGGAGGAGCUUUGGAAGGCAGGCCAGCGACAGCUCCAUGUUUUUGCCCCCCAGCCCAGCCCGCGAUCUGCUAGAUGUGCCUUCCAGGAGCCCCCACAGAACCUCAGCACCCCAGAAGCCAUCGCAUUACCCAGAGGGCAGCCCCAAGCUGCACUCCAGCAUGGGAGAACUGUCCACCAUCCGGGAGACCAGCCGGACAGGCACCUUACACAGCCUGACCCCCCAGUCCAGUGAGAGACCCUCCCCCACCAGGACACCCCAGGUCCCCGAGGUGCUGGUCACAGCUGCUGAAACAACAGCGCCCCCAUCAGAUGACCCCCACCACGACUCCACUACCUCCAUCGUGAGCCUGGAGUUUACUGGGGUUCAGCCAAGCAGGACCAGGCAGCAAGAGGAUCCAGUGGGACCCACCCAGUCCCCUCCACAGCAGAGAAGGACUCCUAGGGGCUUCAGUCCCCAGAUCGCCGAGAGAAUAAAGCUCCAGUUUGAGGAAGAUCCUAACGGUGAUGGGAUGCCCAAAAGGUGGAGCCUCCCAGAGUUGCGGAAGUCCAGCCUCCCCUCCCUGGGAAGCCUAAAUUCUGAUCCCGCACACCUGGAGCCCCCACUGUUGGUUGAUACGGAGACAUCCUCUGAGAUCCGUGGAGCUAAUACUGGGGCUGACUCGCGGGUCUCUCCUGAUAUGCGGUAUUUAAUGGAAAACCUGGACACCCAGGAAACAGAUAUCAUAGAGUUUAAUGAGGAGUCCAUGGAGGGAUCUCCCAGAGCAAUGCCACCAAGUUCUCGCACCUGGUUCUAG
This is a messenger RNA of Ochotona princeps (American pika), 2031 nucleotides long. It is a transcript of the gene BEST3, whose product is annotated as bestrophin 3. The record is from RefSeq and is a predicted model, not a curated record. NCBI's taxonomy places the organism in Eukaryota, Metazoa, Chordata, Mammalia, Lagomorpha, Ochotonidae. The transcript is spliced from 9 exons. The coding region runs from base 10 to 2031 and encodes 673 amino acids. Gene Ontology annotation, molecular function: chloride channel activity.